AUGAGAGAAGACCUAUGUCCUGGGAACGGGACAAUCGAAGAAUGUGCCACAUGGAUCGAAGCACCGGCUGACCCAUCUGCUGCGAACGUACCGCUGGCUCCUCGCGGGCGUCCUCCUGGGUCCAUCAACAAGCGUUAUAUCCAGUUGGCAGACACGAACCUCACCAACAUCAACAUACGCCCCUACAAGUGCCCGCACUGCGAAAAGGGCUUUGCGGACAAGUGGCAUCUGAGAAGGCACAUCCGCAUCCACACGGGCGAUCGGCCCUUCGCCUGCCCCUUCUGCCCCAUGGCCUUCAACCAGAAAAACACCCUCAUCGGCCACAUGCGGCGCCACACGGGCGACAAACCCUAUCGCUGCCAGUUCUGCUGCGUGGCCUUCUCCUGGAAAAGCACCUUUGUCAAGCAUAUGCAGCAGCAACAUGGCCCCGAGCACAUUCCGCUCUAA
This is a messenger RNA of Rhipicephalus microplus (southern cattle tick), 447 nucleotides long. RefSeq lists its product as uncharacterized. The record is from RefSeq and is a predicted model, not a curated record. Gene Ontology annotation, molecular function: RNA polymerase II cis-regulatory region sequence-specific DNA binding; DNA-binding transcription factor activity, RNA polymerase II-specific. Gene Ontology annotation, biological process: regulation of DNA-templated transcription. NCBI's taxonomy places the organism in Eukaryota, Metazoa, Arthropoda, Arachnida, Ixodida, Ixodidae.